Messenger RNA from Mercurialis annua (annual mercury), 1478 nucleotides. Its product is annotated as probable lysophospholipase BODYGUARD 4. Bases 1 to 1395 code for a protein of 464 amino acids. The record is from RefSeq and is a predicted model, not a curated record. NCBI's taxonomy places the organism in Eukaryota, Viridiplantae, Streptophyta, Magnoliopsida, Malpighiales, Euphorbiaceae. The transcript has 4 exons.
AUGUUAAAUUCUGAGAUAUUCAUUCCUUCAUCACCUUCUUUAGUUCUCUCUUCCUUUUCUGUAUCUCUUAUCAAAUUUCUAGCUAUGACAGUUUCUCAAACCAUGUCGGUUGAAAAAUUGGCAAGAAAGUUUCAAUCGUAUCUACAUAAUGCACUAGCUUUCAUAGUUUUUCUUUUCUUGGACUUUGUUGAUGCAGUUCUCUGUGUAGUUUACAAAUGUCUUGACAUGUUUCUCGAAGGAAAAUCCUCUCCGUGCCAUUGCAGAAACAAAGAUUCAUCAAUUAUAGAUGAAGAAGAUGACGGGCAAUCGGAUUCUUUUUACGGAAGGAACAACGCUUUCCGCAAAUUGGUUUCUUUUGUAUUUCAAAGAAAAUGGAAAAAUAUAAGCAAAAAAGCUGAAAAUUUUGGCAAUGGUGAAGUGAAAAAUAAGUGGUCUGAUUGCAAUUGCGAGUCUUGUCUUUCUUGGUUGAAAGAUGGUGGCGAAAGGCUUCAUGUUGUCGUUAAAGAACCUUCACCAGUAAGAAAUGACAAGAUCGGAGAAGAUGAAAAUGUGAUAUUCGUACAUGGCUUCUUAUGUUCUUCUUCAUUCUGGACAGAAUCAGUAUUUAAAAAUCUGUCGGAAACUGCGAAUCGGACUUAUAGAUUGUUUGCUAUUGAUCUUCUGGGACUAGGGAAAAGCCCUAAGCCAUUGGAUUGUCAAUACACUUUGAAGGAUCACUUGGAAAUGAUAGAAAAAUCAGUGAUUAAUCCAUAUAAUUUGAAAUCUUUCCAUUUGGUGGCACAUUCUAUGGGAUGCCCAAUAGCUUUAGCUCUGGCUGCAAAGUAUCCCAAAUCCGUAAAAUCACUCACCCUCGUUGCACCGGCUAUAUUCUCUUGCGGCAAAGACGAAGGCGGCGUAGAAGUACUUAACAAACUGGCCGAGAAGAAAUUGUGGCCAGUUGAAUCAUUUCAGAGAUCAGUUAUGUCAUGGUACGAACACAUAGGAAGAAGUGUCUGUUUUUUUGUCUGUCGACACCACAGAACAUGGGAGAGCCUCCUCAUGCUACUCACCAACAAUAGGAAAUUGAGUUUUGCUGUAAAAGACUUGACCAAGCACACACACCAUUCUUCUUGGCAUAAUGUGCACAAUGUGAUAUGUGGAGGAGCAAAAUUCAUGGACGGAUACCUAGAAAUUUUGAAGAAUGCCGGAGUUAAAUUUAACAUUGUCCACGGUGACCGUGACAACACGAUUCCGACGGAGUGCAGUUAUGAUAUCAAGAGAAAAGUUGGCAAUGCAGAGCUGAGUAUCAUACGUAAUGGCACCCAUAGUUCUGUGAUCUUUCGUAGAAAGAAAGAUUUCACACAGAAUUUGGAGCAUUUUUGGGCAUCAACUCUUUCAGAAAACUCUUCUCUUUGAUAUUAUUACCUUUAUUUUAAGUAGUUGGGGAUGUCAAAUUACUAAUUGUAAUACAUACAAGUCGCGAUUACAAUUCUUUUAAA